AUGCUCCUGCGUGGCGACCGCUCGAUCCUCUCCCUCUCCCAUGGCUGGCUGACGGCUCUGCACCCGGACCCUCACGGCACUACCCUCGCCGCCGUCCGACGCUUCCUCCUCUUUGACACGGCGGCGGCUGGCGAGGCGGGGCUCUUCUGGGACUUUGCCAGCUUGCCGCAGCGAGGGCCGAACGGGGAGGCUAGAACAGAGGAGGAGAAGCGAAUCUUCAACAGGGGCCUCGAACAGCGCGACAUGGUCCUGCCUCCCGGCGCGCUUACCGGCGUUGGGGCGUACAACCCAACGCCGUACGAGGGCGAUGGCGGCCGGGGCUGGUGCAUCUUUGAGCAGGGGACGGCCAUGACGGUGCUGGCGCACCUGACGGCGGCGGAGAGGCAGGCGGCGGAGAAGGGCAAAGCGCUGCCAGAGCGCUUCCGGAAGGCGCAGGCGGCCCGUGCAAAGGUGUAUGACAUCGGGGGGGCGGCGCCGAUGGCGCGCGAGAGCUCCCUGUCGCCAAGGGAGGUGCUCGACGAGGCGUGCCGCGCGAUCGAGAAGGCAAAGUUCACGGGCAAGGCGGACCAGGUGAUGGUGCCGCAGAUGCUGGCCGAGUUCGAGUGGGUCUUCCGGAGCACUUUUGAGCGGGCGCUUGAGGACCACGCGGCGAGCGGCGCGACGAUCCGGCGGGAGCAGCAGCAGGCGGUGCUCGCGCGGCUUUCCGAGCGCGAAGGGGCAAAUGGCAGGAGUGUAGGAUCAGGCGUGGAGCUACUAGAGGCCGGGUGA
Messenger RNA from Emiliania huxleyi CCMP1516, 768 nucleotides. RefSeq lists its product as hypothetical. The record is from RefSeq and is a predicted model, not a curated record. The coding region runs from base 1 to 768 and encodes 255 amino acids. NCBI's taxonomy places the organism in Eukaryota, Haptophyta, Isochrysidales, Noelaerhabdaceae. The transcript is spliced from 3 exons.